AUGAUACCAACACUGUUCAAGACGGAGGCCAUUGGCAUGCGGCAGUGCCUCCGACCUGUGCCGCUGGGGACGUCCUCGCGUGUCUUGUUGACACGUUUGCGGAGAUUCACACGCGCUCGCCCCGCACAAGAUGGCUGGGGCCGCCUCGAGUCAGUGGAGAGGCCAGCAGCAUUCGAUGUGCCUCCUCCUGUGAAGAUGCCCGAUUGGGGCUUCUUGAAGCCAAAUACCGAGCAUGUGCAGUCCGUGACCGAGCCGAAGAUUCGAUACCUCGAUCGCCAGCCGUCGCGUGCUCGCAGCGACCAGCGGCAGUUCGCGGCGACAACCACGCUGUGGGACCGGUCGGAAGAGGUGGCGAUCAAGAAUGACGACCCAAUGGCGCCCUGGAACCUCUCGUCUCUCCUCGUCGAGACUCUCCGAACACGCGAUGUGGUCGAGACGCUCAGCGUUGUGCGUGCGCUCGUCAAUUCGCCUUCGGCCGACGAAGCCAUAGCUGCGAUGCGGGGCAUUCCGCGGACGACCGUCUCGGAAAUCUUGCGCUGCUUGGACCCUCUCGAGGCGGGCCAUCGGCUCGAUUGCACACACAGCCUGGUGAUACCUGAUCACCUGCAAGAAUUCAGCCCCGUGGCGUUGGCUUUUGACGAAUUCGGCGUUCGAAAAAUCUACAAGGACCUCUUCACGACCAUGGUCGCCUUUGUCGAGCUGCUGCACCAGGCAGGCCAUCAGCUGAUGCUCGCCGACUACGUUGUUCUGCUGCGGUGCGCCGGAGCGACAUCAGAUGUCACGGCUGCAAAGCGCGUUUGGAAGCUCAUGGAUCUCAACGAAGUCUGGGACCUCCGCGAGGGCCUGGGCUACGACGAGCUCGUGAAGGCGCGCUAUCUCGUGGAGCCUCUCUACCGCCAAUACGACCUCGCGAGGGUGCGAUUGAGGCCCCGAAACCUGAGAAAGGUCAACCGGCCUGACAUGGCCCUGCGAGGACGCCUGGAGAAGCUACGACUGUACGAGGCACGCUCGAAAUACCACGCCUACGGCAAAUCACCACACCAGCCAGAACGGGACCUGCACUGGGUGCUCAGCCUGCCAGGACCGCUGAAUCGAAUCUGGUUCAAGAUGCUCAACCAGGGCGUCACCAUCACCGAGAGCCUGCAGUGUUCGUACCUCGUGGCAUGCGGGUACGCAGGUAAUCUGCGCAUGAUUGAAACGAUUUUGGCGCGCUUUUAUGACAUAUCCAUAGUCGAUGGAAAGACGAGGCGCGGCAUCACAGCCGACAGCCGAAACGUCCUCAUCACGGGCGGUCGCAAAUUCCCCCACGGACACCCCUUGACACCAACACCGCGGCUGCUGAACGCCCUUGUCCAUUCGCUGGGGGCAGCCGGCUACGUCUUGCUCGCGAAGAAGCUCGUCGAGUUCUUCGCGCAGCAGUACAGGCUCGACAUAGCCGCAGCGACCUGGUCCGACCUGCUCAACCACACAUACAUCAUCUCGACGCACCGCGCACAAGUCGAAUGGGGCCUGUACGAAUCCAACAUGGCCGUCAAGAACAGGGCCGUCCGAGCUGAGGAUGUCCUGGACGUCUACCACGCCAUGACGGCGCACGGCAUCGAGCCCUCGUUCGAGGACCUCGACAAGCGCGUCAACGCGCUCAUCCAGUCGGGCGCCUUCGACGAGGCCUGGACCGCCAUCCGGUCCGGCAGCGCGCACUACCGCACGCUCAUGGCCGAGACGCAGGACGCCCUCUUCGAGGCGCUCUAUCCGUCCCCGCCGCGCAGCGCCUCGGACCGCGUCGUGCGCGCCAAGGCGAAGCAGCACCGCGCGUGGUACGCGCUCCAGCGGUGGUGCGAUCGCUGGCUGCUGCGCUUCAGCAGGCGCGAGGCGCGCCUCGGCGUCGGCGACACGAUGGACGCGGACGGGGACCUGACGCGGCGCAUCCCCGACUUUGUCGCCGAGUUUGUCGACUACAUGCCCUACCCGGCGACGUACCACGUCGCCUCGGGCCUCGUCCGGCUGCAAGCGAACCACCAGCAGAAGCGCAUGGGGUGGGAGAAGCGCGACGUCGCGUCGGCGCCGACGCUCGUGGUCGAGCGCGACGGGCAGGACCCGCGGCUUGACGAGGACGGCAGGCACGUCGUCAGCGAGGCCGGGCAGCCGCAGUACCACGUCCGGACCAGGACGUAUCAGCACCUCGACCGCCGCGCGCAGCGGACGCGCCGCGCCCAGCCGUGGGAGGCGGUCGGGUUCUACAAGCACUGCGUCGCCGACGGGGCGGCCGAGGGCGGGUGGCCGCACCUCAAGUACAGCAACGUCGCGCACUGCGUCGAGUGGUGA
Verticillium nonalfalfae is the source of this 2322-nucleotide messenger RNA. RefSeq lists its product as uncharacterized. Gene Ontology annotation, molecular function: protein binding. The transcript has a single exon. The record is from RefSeq and is a predicted model, not a curated record. The coding region runs from base 1 to 2322 and encodes 773 amino acids. Lineage: Eukaryota; Fungi; Ascomycota; Sordariomycetes; Glomerellales; Plectosphaerellaceae.